Molecule: messenger RNA, 2351 nt
Organism: Ruditapes philippinarum (Manila clam)
Lineage: Eukaryota; Metazoa; Mollusca; Bivalvia; Venerida; Veneridae
Exons: 2
Coding region: 107-580 (157 amino acids)
Molecular function (GO): protein binding
Source: RefSeq, a predicted model, not a curated record
UACUACAAAUAAAUACUGCGAAUACUUUAGUACGCAUUUAAAUCUUUACUACAUACGUCUACUAAAUCACACUACUACAAUCUUUGGAGCGAGCAUUUUAAAAAAAAUGGGAAAAAUAUUGUUACUUUAUUUUCAUAUAUUCAUUUUAUUCCUACACCACUGGCCUCUAAGUGCCAGUCCAACAAAUAUUGUUAAAUCAAAUUCAGACAAUAAGAAUGACUUGAAUAAAGCAGCAAAGUUAGGAAACAUUAAACUGGAUGAUGGUAUGAAAUAUGACGGGAAAUGGUCACGCAAUUCACGGUCAGUUAGUAAUACCAAUGUUGAACAUGUUAUUAAGAAGCGAGCUGCACGGAUAAGAAUGUUCCGAAGACCAGUAGUGGCAUUUCAAGCAACACUUACAAAAGCGUCGGAAACAGUUAAGAUGUUACACAAUAUCAACUUCAACAAUGUCAUAACAAACAUCGCCCACGCAUACAACCAUCAUACCGGGGUCUUUACUACUUCUAUUUCUGGAACUUUUAACACAAAUAUUGUUGCAGAAAGAGGACAUUAUGUUGAAGCAAGUACGUAUUGUCCGUAAUGGUGAAGUAACUGUUUCAGCAAUCAGUGAUCAUAAAACUUCACAAGAUGGAACUCAUUUUUUGACAUGGGAUCAAGGAAACGCAGUCGCGAUUUUAAGGCUAAGAAGAGGAGAUAAAGUAGCUGUUACUUUACAAUGGCCUCAGGGAAGCAAUACCAUUCAUGGUGUAAGGAAAUCAAGUUUCUCCGGAUAUCUCCUAUGAACGGAGCACGGACAUUUUUGGCUCAAGUAUUUUAAAUAGUUUGACUUUAAUACAUGGACAGAGAUGCAGCUUUGUUUUGCCGUAACUUCUCCAUACAUAAGCAGUCAAAGAGAAAAGUGUCGAAAAUAUUUGUUCAUUUUAAAAUUCGCCAAGGAGUGAUCUCUUCAAAAUCUUUUCUGAAACAUACAUUUUAAAAAUACAUUCAUUUGUUAUUGAUAUAAGCUUGUUAUAUAAAUUCUAAAAAGUAUUAUUUUUUAUUUCAAUGAAUAACACUCAAUAGGAAAACAGACAAUACACAACAGGCUAUGCAUUUGCAUCAGGAAAGUAGAGCAUUCCUGCAAUUUAUAGAGGACAACAUUCUGAAAAAAAAUACCAAACGGAAUAUCGUGAUUGUUAUAUUAUUACUCAAACAAUUUCGUUUAUAUUUCAGUAUAUCAAUAUAUAUAAUAUAUCUUAAAGAUCGCCUGUCAGGUACUUAUUAUAUAUGAUAUAUAUAAAGGACCUGAUGAUCGGCAUCAUCUACUCCAUUUGGGUGUUGAUAAUUUAAUUCUAACAACACUGGUGCUAGAGACCUUAUUAAGUAAUAAUGGCUUGUCCAUGCCUUCAUUAUAUUGAUGUUGCUGAGUGCUCUUUACGAUUCUUCAAUAUUUCUCAAAACUCUCAUACUGAAAAUACCGAAACAGGGCAUCUGUUGACUAUUAUCCCAUAGUCUUACUGGCAUUAUAUGUGUAGUCAUUGAUUAUUUUAGGUGAUAUAGAUUAUAUUUAAGGCUGCUUCAGAUGGUGCCAGAUGGGGAGAGAUAUUUCACAUUUCAUCGUUUGCCAUGGACCGGCUCAAUGUUACAGAGACUUCAAUUUCAUUAACAAGUUAUGUUAUCAAUGCACUUGAUAGAUACUGAUGUUUAUUUUAUUGAAUACAUGAUACCUGUUUCUUACUAUAAAAUACAUAUUAAUCAUAUUUAUGUGCUAGGACUCUAUUUUACUAAACUUUUUACAUGUAGUUUAAAACAUUGUUUGGUCUUAAAAAGCAAUAUGGUUUCAGAUAAAUGACUUACCUCAUCUCUACAAACGUAGAAUUUUGUAUCACUUUUUUCACGGUACAUUAGGGAACUUUACAGAUUUGUUUGUUAUAUUGGAUACAGCAAAAACAUUUUCAUUUUAUAUUAUUAUUUUUAUUUUCAGAGCGUGUCAAAUGUUUUUAUAACAUGUUUAACUGACAUUUAAAUCAAAAACGAGCUGAUUUUCAAAUAGAAAACUGGUGAAAAUGUUUUUUGUAUGCUUAUCAUAAUGUAAUCAUAAUUGUUGAAUAAAGAAGAUAUUUUCAAAUUCUAUAUAGGAAGACUUUAUACACUUCCCUGUCGUUUUUAUUAUGCUUUAUCAUAUUAUUUGAUAUGAUAUGAUAUGAAACAUGAUAUGAUAUCACCUUAUACCAGUAAAAGUGAACUUUGUCGCUGAUGAUCUUUCAACAAUACAGUUGUGCGAUGUAUGUAAAUAUAUACUUGAAAGUAAAUAGAAUACAUUAUGUGACUUGUUUUAGCUGAAAGAAAAAAGAAGUGGAGGUAUUGUCAUG